Molecule: messenger RNA, 3138 nt
Organism: Lathyrus oleraceus (garden pea)
Lineage: Eukaryota; Viridiplantae; Streptophyta; Magnoliopsida; Fabales; Fabaceae
Exons: 5
Coding region: 1-3138 (1045 amino acids)
Molecular function (GO): zinc ion binding; nucleic acid binding
Source: RefSeq, a predicted model, not a curated record
AUGUCUAGUCCACCUUCACCUAGAACAACAGCUUUAACUGUUCAGAUCGCAGCCAUGCGUGACAAUUUUGAAAGAUUGUUAAGAGAACAAGGUGAACAACUUCAACAAAGAAUUGAUGAGUUGGAAAGGAGCCCCCAAAAUUCUAAGGAUGGUAGUGGUGAUGAGGAGGAAAGAAGACGUAGAAGGAGACAAGGGGGAGAUAAUUUGAGGGGCAUAAAAAUUAAAGUUCCAUCUUUUGUUGGGAAGAGUGACCCGAAGGCAUAUCUAGAAUGGGAGACUAAACUUGAACAAAUUUUUAAUUGUCACAAUUAUUCUAAUCUUGAAAAAGUGCAGGUUGCUUCUAUUGAGUUCAAGGAGUAUGCCUUAGUUUGGGGGGAUCAAUUGACCAAAGAUAGAAGGAGGUGUGCAGAACGACCAAUUGAUACUUGGGAAGAGAUGAAAAGAAUCAUGAGGAGAAGGUUUGUUCCUUCCUAUUAUCAUAGGGAAUUGCACAACAAAUUGCAAAGACUCACUCAAGGUUCUAAAAGUGUUGAAGAAUAUUUCAAGGAGAUGGAAGUUCUCAAAAUUAGAGCUAAUGUAGAGGAGGACGAUGAAGCAACUAUGGCUAGGUUUCUCCAUGGUCUAAAUCAUGACAUUAGUGAUAUAGUGGAACUUCAUCACUAUGUUGAAAUGGAUGAAUUGGUACACCAAGCUAUCAAAGUGGAACAACAACUCAAAAGAAAGAGCCAAGCAAGGAGAAAUUCCACCACUUUCAAUUCUCAAAGUUGGAAGGACAAAACAAAGAAGGAGGGUGCUUCAUCAUCUAAGGAAGCCACGGUUGAAAACAAAGGUAAAACUAUUACAUCUUCUUCUUCAAGUGUUUCAACUAACAAAAGUGUUAAGUGUUUCAAGUGUCAAGGCCAAGGACAUAUUGCAUCUCAAUGUCCAACAAAGAGAAUUAUGCUUAUGGAAGAAAAUGAAGAAAUUGUUGAAGAGGAGGAUGGUGAUUAUGAUGAGGAGUUUGAAGAAGAAAUACCUAGUGGAGAUUUACUCACGGUGAGAAGAAUGUUGGGAAGCCAAAUAAAGGAGGAGGAUACAAGUCAAAGAGAAAACCUUUUUCAUACAAGAUGCUUUGUGCAAGGAAAGGGUUGUUCUUUAAUAAUUGAUGGAGGAAGUUGUACAAAUGUUGCAAGCACGCGUCUGGUUUCUAAACUAAAAUUGGAAAUAAAACCUCACCCUAAGCCUUACAAACUCCAAUGGCUUAAUGAAAGUGUAGAAAUGCUUGUUAAUAAACAAGUUGAGAUUUGUUUUAAAAUUGGAAAAUAUGAGGAUGUAGUGUUGUGUGAUGUAGUACCAAUGGAAGCUAGUCAUUUGUUAUUAGGUAGGCCUUGGCAAUUUGAUAGAAAAGCCAAUCAUGAUGGGUACUCCAAUAAGUACUCUUUUAUGUAUCAUGAUCAAAAGAUCAAUCUUGUACCGUUAAAUCCUAGUGAGGAGGUGCCUUUGCUAACCACUAUUUCUAAUGAAAAAAAAUUGCCAAAUUGUGUUGAGUCUCUUUUGCAUGAAUUUAAAGAAUUGUUUCCGAAAGAGGUGCCAAGUGGUUUACCACCUAUAAGAGGAAUUGAACAUCAUAUUGAUCUCAAUCCAGGAGCAUUUUUGCCUAAUAGGCCAGCAUAUAGAAGCAAUCCACAACAAACUCAAGAGAUACAAAGGCAAGUUGCUGAAUUGAUAAGUAAAGGAUGGGAAAAGGUGAAAGCCAUUCGAGAGUGGCCUCCUCCCAAAAAUGUAAGUGAGGUAAGAAGCUUUCAUGGUUUGGCUAGUUUUUAUAGGAGGUUUGUGAAGGACUUUAGUACCUUGGCAACACCCCUCAAUGAAAUUGUUAAAAAGGAUGUUGGUUUUAAAUGGGGUGAAAAACAAGAGCAAGCCUUUGCUGCCCUAAAGGAAAAGCUCACCCAAGCACCAAUUCUUGCAUUGCCUAAUUUUUCUAAAUCUUUUGAAAUUGAAUGUGAUGCAUCUAAUGUGGGAAUUGGAGCUGUUUUGUUACAGGAAGGUCAUCCACUUGCUUAUUUUAGUGAAAAGCUAAAAGGGACUGCCCUUAAUUAUUCUACAUAUGAUAAGGAAUUGUAUUCCUUGGUGAGAGCUCUACAAACUUGGCAACAUUACUUGCUGCCCAAAGAGUUUGUCAUUCAUAGUGAUCACGAAUCCUUGAAACAUUUGAAGGCACAAGGUAAGUUGAAUAAGAGGCAUGCCAAGUGGGUUGAGUUUCUUGAACAAUUUCCUUAUGUAAUCAAGCAUAAUAAAGGUAAAUCUAAUGUUGUGGCAGAUGCACUCUCAAGAAGACAUGUCUUGCUUUCUACUCUUGAAACAAAAGUUUUUGGUCUUGAGCAUAUUAAAGAUUUGUAUAAAAGUGACCUUGAAUUUUCUUCAAAAUUUUUAGCUUGUGAGCAUACUGCCUUCAAUGGGUAUUUUAGGCACAAUGGCUAUUUAUUUAAAGGAAAAAAACUAUGUGUGCCUAAAGGUUCCAUUAGAGAAUUACUUGUAAAAGAGGCGCAUGAGGGAGGACUAAUGGGUCAUUUUGGGGUUUCUAAAACUCUAGAAUUCUUAAAAGAACAUUUUUAUUGGCCUCACAUGAAAAUUGAUGUCCAAAAGCUUUGUGAAAGAUGCAUUAUGUGUAAAAAGGCUAAUGCCUCAUGGUGGAUGAUGCGUGUCAUGUUGCUGAUUUGUUCUUUAAGGAAGUGGUGCACCUACAUGGCUUACCAAGGAGCAUGGCAUACCGGGGAUUGGGUUUGGAUACAUAUGAGAAAAGAGAGAUUCCCAUCACAAAGGAAGUCCAAACUUCAACCUAGGGGAGAUGGACCAUUUCAAGUACUUUCAAGGAUCAAUGACAAUGCCUACAAAAUAGAACUUCCAGGUGAUGAUGGUCUAAAUUCGAGGUCGAAUUCUUUUCAAGAAGGAGGGAAUGAUGAGGACGUAAUCCAAGACAUAAAUGAUACAAUGCAAAGCUUAGGAGGUCCUAUGACAAGGGCACGUGCAAGAAGAGUCAAUGAUGCUUUAGUUCACUUCAUGAUCAAGUCAAUAGAAUGCAUGGGCCAGAUUGAAGAAAAAGAGCCCAAGUUUAUUCUUAUCAUCCAAGCAUGUGAUAAAAGGCCCAAUAAUGCAUAA